This is a messenger RNA of Dentiscutata erythropus, 169 nucleotides long. The record is from the annotation of a GenBank genome assembly. Lineage: Eukaryota; Fungi; Glomeromycota; Glomeromycetes; Diversisporales; Gigasporaceae.
AUGUCUUCUGAGGAUAACGUUGCUCGCGUUACUAGAUCAAGUUCAUCUGCGCUUGGAGGUAUUGGUGCAAAUCCAAUGGGUGAAGAUCAUGUUGCUCAUGUUACUCAACAAAGUUCAACUGCACUUGAAGGCGUUGGUGCAAAUCCAAACCCAAAUCCAAUUCCACUUG